CUUCUCUUCGGACAUAUGUAUUACGUAUUUGCUGGCAUAUGUUAUAGGUUAGAUGAUUGUGUAGACGUUACGUUCUGAAGUUAGAUUAUAUUUAUUUGUUAACGAUAUAAGCAGGCCCUUUAUUUUUUUACACGAAAAUUAUGAUAUUAUUAAAAGGAAAUUCUCAAUCAAUAUAUUAUUCGAUAUAUAAAUAUGUCUUAUUUAUCAUAUUCGUUAUAAGUACUGCAUCACUUUUUAUAUAUUUAAAUAGAAUCCAACCACAUUAUUUUAUUGAUGAAAUGUUUCAUAUACCUCAAACUUUGCAGUAUUGUGAUGGAAAUUUUACAGUGUGGGAUUCUAAAAUAACAACUUUACCUGGCCUAUAUUUUCUUAGUGCUGCAAUAUUAUCUCCUGUAAAUCUUUGUAAUAUAUUGUAUAUAAGAUGUAUCAAUUUAUUUGGUACAUUCGCAAAUCUUUACCUUACUUAUUCUUUGAUGAAACAAAUACAUAAAAAUAAGUGGGAAGACUGGAUGCAGUUAGAAAUAGCAUAUAAUAUUACAAUGUUCCCUCCAUUGUUUUUCUGGUUUUUUCUAUAUUAUACGGAUGUUGUAUCUGUUAACAUCGUUUUGUUGAUGUUAUUAUUACAUUUUCGAACAUAUUACAAAAUUUCAGCUUUCGUUGGAUUAUUAAGUAUACUGAUCAGACAAACAAAUGUCAUUUGGGUUAUAUUUCUUGCCAUGGAACGUCUUGUGGAUUUAUUACAUCAACAUAUGCAAAAACCUAUAACGUCUAAUGUCAUAAAUACACCAAUUCAUUUAAAGUUAUUAUGGAAGAGUAUAAUGGACAAAGUAAAUAUUGGUAAAAUUUCAUUUAUUAAAUUCCUUAUUGAAAUAAGUAUUAAUCUUUUUCCCUACAUAAUAGUAGGUGUAAUAUUUUUAAUCUUUCUUAUUUGGAAUGGAGGUAUUGUAGUUGGAGAUCAUACUGCACAUGUACCUGUGAUUCAUAUAUCACAAUUAUUUUAUUUUUCUGUUUUUAUAUUUUCUUUCUUAUGGCCCUACAUGAUUCCACAUUAUUUAAAAUUUUUUCAAAAUAUUCAGAAUCACUGGAUCUUAUCGAGUCUCAUUUUUGCACUUAUAACAGUUAUAGUCCAUUGUAAUACUCUUGUUCAUCCAUAUGUAUUAGCAGAUAAUAGGCAUUAUACAUUUUAUAUAUGGAACAAAUUUAUGGGCAAAUAUGUUAUUUUCAGAUAUAUCUUAAUACCUGUAUAUUGUUUUACGAUUUAUAGUACACUGUAUGGUAUAAGUCAUAUAAGAUUUGCAACACAAAUUAAUUUUAUUUUCUGCACAGUUAUUGUUCUUAUACCACAAUUAUUAUUAGAACCACGAUAUUUUAUUAUCCCAUAUAUCUUUUAUCGUUUAAGUAUGAGAAAACCCAAAACUUGGCAAAUUGUAAUGGAAUCAUUUACGAAUUCAAUUAUUAAUUUUUUACAAUUUUUUAUAUUUGUUAACAAAGUAUUUUAUUGGGAAGAUCAAACUUAUCCCCAAAGAAUAUCUUGGUGAGAUAAUAAUUUCGAAAAUAUAUAGUCGAUUAAUCGUUAAUAAAGCCAUGAAUCUAUUUUGAUCAGAUUCAAAAAGCACAUA
Molecule: messenger RNA, 1619 nt
Organism: Vespula vulgaris
Lineage: Eukaryota; Metazoa; Arthropoda; Insecta; Hymenoptera; Vespidae
Gene: Alg10
Product: putative Dol-P-Glc:Glc(2)Man(9)GlcNAc(2)-PP-Dol alpha-1,2-glucosyltransferase
Exons: 4
Coding region: 141-1538 (465 amino acids)
Biological process (GO): dolichol-linked oligosaccharide biosynthetic process; protein N-linked glycosylation
Cellular component (GO): endoplasmic reticulum
Molecular function (GO): dolichyl pyrophosphate Glc2Man9GlcNAc2 alpha-1,2-glucosyltransferase activity
Source: RefSeq, a predicted model, not a curated record